AUGUCAGACGGCCGCUAUGAAGAAAGUUCUUCGAGACACAAAAUCAACAACCUUCCUCCUUUGGCGCCUCGAGAUGGCAAACCAGCCCUACCGGUUCGGGAACUUCUGUCGCAAACAUCUUCGACCUCGAGUGGGCGGCCGCCGCGACUGUCACACCGUUCCCGGGCGGGAUGCUGGACAUGUCGUGGGAGAAAAGUCAAGUGUGAUGAAGCACAUCCCCGAUGCGGUCCAUGCACGCGUCUGAAUCGUGAGUGUGACUGGGAUCAUAGGUGGAACUUCAACGACAGCGUUCAGGUGGUUCAGAGCAAAUACUCCAACGUCACCACGUCAGGUAAUGCCGUGUGGGACCCAGCAGUACGAGCCAGCAAUAGCCCCACAAGUCAGGAACACGACGACGACUUACCCGACUUUGCAUCUCUUACCACUGACGAAGACCGCGAACGCAAGGCCAUCACACAACGACCAGGCACGUUUGCAGUGGUAGCUACGCCAGAGAGCUUCUACGACCUCCCCGAAUAUGCUGCAGCCUCGCCACYCAGUCACCGACRCACGAGUGGUACCUCAUCCCGAGGAGGUCAUGCCAGUCGAAGGGAUAGUCUCAGUCGAUCGASGACCCUCCCAGAUCCAAACACUGUGAUGCUAGAGAGAUUUGAAGAAUCAUCUUCGUUACCAGUGGGGACCUCUACAAUCACCAGUGAAUCCCGACGAGAAAGCUUUCCGGAAAAUCUCGAGCAACUAUCGAUAACCUCUCCGAAUGUUGCAACGGCAUCAGCGCCGUCCACGCCGGUACGAAGUCCGGACGACCAUCUACUCGCGCACUUUCGGCAAUACAUCUCUCCACGUCUCAUUCAGCCACAGAAAGACUUGUCAUCGCCCGGCGCGACCCAAGAUGUGUUGGGGCAAGAAGCUGUGCGCUUCGCACCUCUCCACCACGCCAUCUGCGCGAUUAGUGCGCUCGGGCUGGCAUAUAGUGGUCGGGCCUCUAUGGAGGACUCGAUGCAGCAUUACCACCAGGCUCUAGCCAUCCAGUCCACCGCAACAUCUCCCAGCGACCUGAUGCAGGACGGUGUCUUUCUCCGACACUUUCUACUCUUGGUAUACGACAUCUGUAUCCCCAUGCAAGCCGAGGAUAGCAGUGCAGAUAGCUUGUGGGCCGGAYAUCUGAACCACCUCCGACACAUCGCCACGCAGCGCCAUCGAAGUCGAGGAAGAGAGCCUCAUGGUCACAUUCUAUGGACCAUUUGCGAGCUAGACAUGUACGCAUGUCUGAUGGGUAGUGGCACCUGCGACUUCGUCCAAACGAUCAUGUCGCAGAACAUGCUGCCUCCGUUGGAACAACAAGUCCCGAAUGUAUGUGAUGGAGGAAAUUCCCCGAGAACGAUGCAUUUCCUUCCCCAUGAAGCUCGUGUCUUCACUCCAAUCCUCCACCUCAAAGAAGGCAUCGUGCUACGAACAGCAAAACUCGCACAGAUAGCACAAUCCUUCAGAGCGGAGAUCUCUUCCACACGACUCCCCGUUUCGCCUGGAACGUACGCACGCUGGCAAGCAACCGUCAUGCAGCUACAAGUAGAAAUGCACUCCUUCUGGCAACACGCAUACCCCGAACAUCUCAAUUCCGAACCACAAGCAGCAAGCGCAUCAUUACCAGGAAGAGUCCGCUCCGUCUUUGAAGAUGCCCUCCUCCUCUACCACGCCUCAACAAUCUACUCCCGAACAAGCAUGUUCCCCCACCAACGCCACAUCCCCACAGCAUCAUUAUCCCACCAAGACCUCCUCCUCGACACCGAAAAUCGCGUACGCAGUAUCCUAACCACAGCAUCCCAACACGUAAAAUCCGCACAAUUUGAAAAACGUCACGUCGUCUUUCCAAUUUUCAUCGCGGGAUUCGCGACAACUUCUUCAGAUGCCAAAGGUCAUGCGAUUGAUUUGAUACAGGCGUUUGAGGGGAAGGGCAUUGGGCAGAAUACUUUUCGGACUAGAAUGUUGCUUGUGGCGGUUUGUGAGGAACAGAGGAGAGUUUUGCGCGCGGGGGGGAGGAUGGAGGAUGUGGAGUGGAUGGAUGUUGCGAGGGAUAGGGGGUUGAAUGUGGUGAAUUGUGGGUUAUGA
This is a messenger RNA of Ramularia collo-cygni, 2106 nucleotides long. RefSeq lists its product as uncharacterized. Gene Ontology annotation, biological process: positive regulation of transcription by RNA polymerase II. Gene Ontology annotation, molecular function: DNA-binding transcription factor activity, RNA polymerase II-specific; transcription cis-regulatory region binding; zinc ion binding. Bases 1 to 2106 code for a protein of 701 amino acids. The record is from RefSeq and is a predicted model, not a curated record. Gene Ontology annotation, cellular component: nucleus. The transcript has 3 exons. Lineage: Eukaryota; Fungi; Ascomycota; Dothideomycetes; Mycosphaerellales; Mycosphaerellaceae.